Messenger RNA from Trichoderma virens Gv29-8, 1794 nucleotides. RefSeq lists its product as uncharacterized. The transcript has 5 exons. NCBI's taxonomy places the organism in Eukaryota, Fungi, Ascomycota, Sordariomycetes, Hypocreales, Hypocreaceae. Gene Ontology annotation, molecular function: arylsulfatase activity. Bases 1 to 1794 code for a protein of 597 amino acids. The record is from RefSeq and is a predicted model, not a curated record.
AUGCCAAUCGCAAAUAAGAAAGACACUCGACCGAAUUUCCUGGUCAUCUUGGCCGAUGACCUGGGAUAUAGCGAUAUAGGAUGUUUUGGGAGUGAGAUCCAUACCCCUCAUUUAGACACACUCGCGCGUGAUGGAGCCCGGUUUACAGAUUACUACGCCGCGGCGGCCUGCAGCCCUACGCGAUCGAUGCUUCUGAGCGGAACGGACAAUCACAUCGCUGGCGUGGGAAUGAUGAGCGAGAAUAAGGGAAAAGUCUCGUCAAAAUUCAACGUCAAGGGGUAUGAAGGGUUUCUCAACCAUGAUGUGGCUGCGUUGUCCGAGAUCCUCCAAGACAACGGCUACCAUACGCUUAUCUCCGGCAAGUGGCAUCUUGGAUAUACGCCCGAGAGUAACGCUGCGGCACGAGGUUUUGACAGAGCAUUCACCCUCCUUGGAGGGCAGAGCAAUCACUAUGGUUGGGAGCCGCUACUAGAGGAAAAACACCAGACCCCAUUCUUCACUCGCGUCAGCCCGCAACUAUAUACGAUGGACGGCAGGAAAUACAACGUGGAGCCGAACCUCACUAAUGACCCGAAAGGGUUUUACUCUUCUGACUCCUACACUGACAACCUCAUUGAUUGGUUAAAAGACCGAUCCGCUGAUAAUAGCGAGAAGCCAUUCUUUGCAUAUCUUCCAUUCCUCGCACCGCACUGGCCGCUGCAAUGUAGCGAUGCUGAUCGCGACAAAUACGAGGGCGUAUACGAUGACGGCCCUGAAGCCCUUCGCGAAAAGAGAUUAAAGAGAAUGAAGAAACUUGGCAUUAUCAGUGAAAAUAUCACACCACAUGAUGUCGUUGCAGGACCCACCAAUCGCGAAUGGGAUGAGAUGACUCCAAUGGAGCGCAAGCUCAGUGCUCGGGCGAUGCAGUGCUUUGCCGGCAUGGUGGAUAACAUUGAUCAAAAUGUCGGGAGAAUGAUUCAGUAUCUGAAGCAGAGCGGCGAGUUUGAUAACACAGUCAUUAUCUUUCAGAGUGACAACGGGGCAGAAGGAGCCGAUAUCGAAGCUCAGCCAACAAUGGGGCCAGAUGUCGUUGCAACGAUUCGCAAGUACUAUGAUAACUCCUUCGAGAAUGUCGGACACGCCAACAGCUACGUAUGGUACGGUUCGAGAUGGGCUCAAGCAAGUACAGCACCCAGCCGCCUGUACAAAGCCUUCUCUACUGAAGGAGGUAUUCGUGUUCCUUUCGUGAUACACUACCCAAAGUUUGCAAAGCACCUUCAAAAUGGUGCCAUCAUCAGGUCCUUCUCGACUGUGAUGGAUCUUUGUCCCACUUUCCUGCAAAUGGCAGGCAUAGAACAUCCUGCUGAGAAAGAUGGAAUGUUUAGGGGCAGGAAGGUGGCCGCUAUGCGUGGCAAGUCCUGGUUGGAUUUUAUGACUUCCAGCAAUUCCAAGUCAGAGUCUACAGAUGGCAUUCAUUCAGGAACUGACACAUACAUGGGCUGGGAACUUUUCGGUCGUGGUGCAAUCCGAAAGGGAGAGUGGAAAAUGGUCAACAUUGAGUCAGCCAAAGGCGGCAACGGCUGGCAGUUAUACAACAUUUACCGUGAUCCUGGUGAGAUGGAAGAUCUUUCAGAAAAGGAGCCAGAAAAGAAAGAAGAAAUGCUGCGUCUCUGGGACGAUUACGUGCAGAAGACCGGCGUCGUAUGGAUCCCGCAUGAAGAGAUUCUGAAGAUUGGCCAAGACUAUGGCUUUGAUCGGAACGAUCUCAUUGGGGUAAACGUGAACGAGAGCAACGAAGUAGCAACGAGGAAGUAG